Molecule: messenger RNA, 1611 nt
Organism: Phragmites australis (common reed)
Lineage: Eukaryota; Viridiplantae; Streptophyta; Magnoliopsida; Poales; Poaceae
Exons: 6
Coding region: 247-1401 (384 amino acids)
Source: RefSeq, a predicted model, not a curated record
GUGGCCAGAGCACCGCACGUUCGGGAAGACUCCAGACUACUCCGCCGCCGGGGCACGGUCCCUCUCGGCGACGCCACGACCGACGAGAGGGAGCCGGGUCUCCACCUCCACUUCUCCUUAUAAAAGGAGAGGAAGAGCCCGUCAGAGGGCUCUACUGAUCUCACCUGAAGCAGUUCCUUCCCGUUCGUCUUGCAGCAGCAACAACAGCACCGGCGGUGGUAGCGGAGAUUCUCAAGCGGAACUGAGAUGGCGAGUGACGGGGGGCCCGACUGGAACGGCCUGCUCAAGUGGAGCCUCGCCCACGCCGACGGCACCGCCCCGCCGCGCGUUCUCAGUGAGGAAGACAAGAAAUGGUUCAUGGAGGCGAUGCAAACGAACACAGUCGAUGUCGUCAAGAGGAUGAAGGAGAUCACUCGGGUGAUGAAAACUCCAGAAGAUGUCUUGCAGUCGCAGGGCGUAACUCCAGAGAACAUUGAAGAUAUGUUGGAUGAGUUACAAGAGCAUGUGGAAUCCAUCGACAUGGCAAACGAUCUACAUUCCAUUGGUGGGUUAGACCCUCUACUUGGUUACCUGAAAAAUUCACAUGCUGGCAUCCGAGCAAAGGCAGCGGAAGUUGUGAGUACUAUUGUGCAGAAUAAUCCCAAGAGCCAGCAACUUGUCAUGGAAUCUAAUGGACUGGAGCCACUAUUGACAAACUUCAGUUCUGAUCCGAAUACAAAUGCACGCACAAAAGCUCUAGGAGCAAUCUCUUCUUUGAUUCGUCAUAACCAGCCUGGAAUUUCUGCAUUUCGCCUGGGGAAUGGCUAUGCUGGAUUGAAAAAUGCACUUGGUUCUGAUGAUGCUAGACUUCAGAGGAAAGCUCUCAAUCUCAUACAGUACCUGCUGCACAACAACAAGGCAGAUAGGACCGUAGCUACGGAGCUUGGUCUUCCAAAGCUAAUGAUUCAUCUCGCGUCCAGUGAUGAUUCCUUAGUCCGUGAGGCAGCGUUAGGCGGUCUUCUUGAGUUGGCACAGGACAAGACAUCUGAUGCCGGUAACGCUCUAUCCGACCAAGACAAACUGAAAGAAGUCCUCAGGAGCCGGAUUGAAGGGAUCAACAUGAUGGAUGCCGACGAUCUCCAUGCUGCUCGCGAGGAACGACAGCUGGUGGAUUCACUCUGGAAUGAGUGCUACAACGAGCCGUCGUCCCUCAGGGAGAAGGGCCUCGUGGUGCUUCCUGGAGAGGAUGCACCCCAACAACCGCCACCAGAUGUCGCGGGAAAGAUGUUUGAGCCGCCUCUUCGCACAUGGGCUGCAGCAAGACCUGCUCCGAAAGACGAUUCUGAUUCCGGCAGCGGGAAGAAGGAUCCGCCGUUGCUUCUAGGCCCUGGACCGUCUUCCAAUACCAAUUCCAGUUCUUAGACUUGGCUGCCGUUGUGGACGGCUGAAAGGAGCAGACCUGAAUACCUGAUAGAAGUCUGUUAUUUCCCGCACAACCCUAUAACAUAUUGUACGUUCGUAGUUGUAUUCUGCUGAUAUGCUCUGCAUUUUGAUUUUAGAGUUUGCUUGCACGAGGCGGAUAAAUAUUUGUAUUUUUUGAUGCUCGUGAAUUAAUGCAACUUAUAUCUUUUU